Molecule: messenger RNA, 954 nt
Organism: Parastagonospora nodorum SN15
Lineage: Eukaryota; Fungi; Ascomycota; Dothideomycetes; Pleosporales; Phaeosphaeriaceae
Exons: 1
Coding region: 1-954 (317 amino acids)
Source: RefSeq, a predicted model, not a curated record
AUGACAGCAUCGAAGCCACUCACAGUCGGUAUAAUCGGACCCGCAGGCUUCGGCGGGUCCUACCUCAGCGUCGAGCUGCUGAAGCGCGGACAUACAGUCGUUGGGAUAUCGCGCAACCCUCAAGCUCUAGGAAAACACGCGCGCUACAUCCCGCGCCCCGUGGACAUCGACGCCGUAUCGAUUUCCCAACUUGCGGAAUCUUUCCAAGGACUGGAUAUCUUGGUUUCGAUGUUCGGCCCUCACACAGAAGGCCCCAUGGCCCUCCUCUACCAGCCCUUCCUCGAAACAACCCGCAAACUAAUCCUCGCCUACAAACAAUCCCCCGCGUCCUACUUCCUCUUCGUCGGCGGCGCAGGCAGCCUGCACAUCCCUGGAACUCAAGACUCCUGCGUCGACCACCCGGAUUUCUUCGUCGCGUACCGGCGCGCCAUAUCGACGUCGCUCGCGCACAUUGCGUACAUGGAGGAGCGGCUGGGUAUAAUGGGCACGGCAUUACGACGAUACCGCGAGGCGAGGAUUGCGGAGAGAGAGGGCAGGCAGAGCGAGGAGGAUGGCAGGGUGAUUGCGGAGUACGAGAAGCAGAUUAGGGAGAAGGAUCAGGCGAGUGAUUUCAUCAAGGCGGGGCGGACGGCGUUUAUGAUGUUUGAUGGGAAUACGAGUUUCAGAUGGGGGUUUGUGAGUCCGAGUGCGUUGUAUCGGCCGGGAAAGAGGACGGGACAGUAUAAGAUUAGUGUGGAUGACAUGGUGUUGGAGGGAGAGCAGCAGGUGGGGAAGGACAUAUUUGAGGGGAGACUGACGGGGAUUAGUGUGGCGGACAUGGCGAUUGCGAUUGCGGAUGAGAUUGAGCAGCAGAAGUUGGUGUGGAAGCAUUGGAGUGCGUGGGGGGAUAUUAGUGAGGAUUUGCCGGGGCCAAGUUAUUUGAGGUUGGAUGCUGUGGAGGGGGGAAGUGUGUGA